Lycium ferocissimum is the source of this 1020-nucleotide messenger RNA. RefSeq lists its product as uncharacterized. Lineage: Eukaryota; Viridiplantae; Streptophyta; Magnoliopsida; Solanales; Solanaceae. The record is from RefSeq and is a predicted model, not a curated record. The coding region runs from base 1 to 1020 and encodes 339 amino acids. The transcript has a single exon.
AUGCUUGAAAAAGUUUUGACGAUUCAGACGAAUACUGAAAAGACAUUAUCUGGGCUAUCAGAGACAGUGGUUUCUCACUCAGCGGCUAUUCAAAACCUUGAACAGCAGAUGCGUGAUCUUUCUAGAGAGCAGCAUCCUGCUAGAAAGGGAGGACUUCCUAGUGAUACUAUUCCAAACCCUAAGAAUGGAGGUGGUGGUGUGGAGCGUACUUUUGCUAUUAGCACGAGAAGCGGUAAAAUACUUCAAGGUGCUGACAAGAAGGCGGUUGAUCUAGAUCUAAUUAUUGAGGAAGAAGAGGUGCAUUCUGAUGUACAUAUAGUAGAUGAUGAGGUCCAUGUUGAAGAGAAAGCUGCUGAUAUUCCAGAUGUUGCUGCUGAUACUAGGAAACAGAUGAUAAAAGGGGCUCUUUGCCCUUUGACUCAGAUGUACAAAGCAAAACCUCCCUUUCCUCAAAGGUUGGCAAAGAAUAAUGAUGAUGCUAAGUGUCAUAAGUUCUAUGAUCAGUUAAAGCAGUUAACUGUGAAUUUUCCAUUCUUAGAUGCUGUGAAAGAGAUGUCCGGAUUUGCUAAGUUUGUGAAAGAUCUGCUUAUGAAGAAGAGGUCAGUUCAACAUGAGACAGUGAAUCUAACUCAUCGCGUGAGUUCAAUUAUUGCUUCCACCACGGUUCAGAAGAAGGGAGAUCUAGGGGCAUUUACCAUUCCGUGUUAUAUUGGGCUUCAUGCAUUCGCUCAUGCGUUGUGUGAAAAUGGGCUGAUGCCCCUUGCUAUUUUCAAGCAAUCUGGAUUAGAAAUGCCUAGAACGACGUCUAUGCGAUUACAAAUGGCGGACAGAUCUAUCAAGAAGCCAGUUGGGGUUAUAGAUGAUGUGUUGGUACAAGGGAGUAAGUUCAUAUUGCCUGCUGAUUUCGUUAUUCUAGAUUGUGUGGUUGACAAAGAUAUUCCUAUCAUCUUGGGAAGACCCUUUCUGCUACGGGCAGAGCGCUUAUGGACUCUGAAAAGAAUGAAAUCAAGUUUCGAGUAA